UCCUUGGGUCUGCUCGUCUGUUGCGUGCUCCCCUCUUUUGGAGGCAGUUUGGAGGACCCGCGCGUUGAGCCGGAGUGCCCUCAGGCCGCAUGGAGGCUGCUCAGUCGGCCCCCCGAGUGAACAAAGAUGGAACAAAAGACGACAUAUUGCAACAUGACAACUUCUUCCGUGGAGAAACUGAAAUCCACGUUGAAUCAGAGUCUGCUCUUGGUUAUGAAGGUGAUGGAGAAGGAGAGACAAAAGAUUAUGAAGAAGAAAGUAACGAACAGAAGUAUAUAUUUGGAGAAGAUGAUGUGAACAACAAUCAGAUUGAAUAUAAAACUGGUGUUCAAGAGUGGCCAGAUGGUUCCAGCUAUAAAGGAGAAUUUGCAUUUGAUCUAAAACUUGGGUAUGGAGAAUUUGAUUGGGACAAUGGAGAGAGAUAUGUAGGGCAGUUUUAUAAAGACCAUCGUCAUGGCAAAGGGGUUUACUUUUGGCCUGAUGGCUCAAAAUUUUCAGGGUCAUUUUACCUUAGUCGUAAAGAAGGCUAUGGGAUCAUGGAAUUUAAUGAUGGAAAAAGAUUUCAGGGUCUUUAUAGGACUGAUGAACGCUUUGGACCCGGGAUUGAAACCUACCCAGAUGAUAUUCAAGAUGUUGGCUUGUGGCAUCGAAGUCACCUAAUUAAACUGUGCACAGAAAUACCUAGUUAUUUUACACUGUCAGCUUUCCCAGAACUCAGCAUUUAUUAUGAUGCCGAGUCUAGUAGGGAAUAUAUUUCGGAUGACCGAGGUAAAUUUUGGGAUCUGAAUGAGGAAAAGGACCCAUUUUUCUACCACUUUAAGCAUCUUCUUUUAAAUGAUGACAGCUACACUUUGCCUGAAGACAUGUACAUAUACUCAAUUGAUGCAGAACACCUUCCACUUACUCACACCUUCCUCAACGAGUUUGAUUUUCAGUAUUUUAAGAAAAGAAAAUGGUUGGCUUAUGAAAACCGUUGGCCCAUCACCAAUAUAACUCCUUUUCUUAUCAAGAUGCAGAAACACAUCUAUAAAUAUAGGCAUUGUCAGAAAGAUGUAGACUGGGAUGUUAAUCUUGUUCUGGAAGGCCAACGGAGUGGUUUUGGAGAGAAAGGACCUAAAGAGUGUGCUUCUGAGGAAUUGAUUGAGAAAUCGGAAGAAGGAGACUAUAAUAGAGUUUAUGAGAUUCUGAGGGACAGCCUGGCCCAUCCAGACGUAGCAGAUGUACAUGGAUAUACUGCCCUUGCUGCGGCUGCUAUGAAUUUCCACAAUGACAUCAUCAACCUUCUUCUUGAUAAUGGAGCUGACGUGAAUAAAUGCAGUGAUGAAGGGUUGUCUGCAUUGUCUAUGUGCAUUAUCCAUUAUUUCCCAGUUCAGUCAUUCAAAGUCAAUAUUGCGGAAAGGAGCCCCAUUCAGAAAGAGGCAGCAGGUACUCCAGAAGAAACUUCUUCAAGAUCUCCAUCAAUAUCCCAGAGAUCAGAUGUAUCUCUGCUAUUUCCAGAUAGUCCUGAAUAUAAGUUUUCCUCUCCUACUGCUCCUACAUCUCCUGCAGUACCUCCUGCGAGGACAGAAUGUGGCACGGAAGCGGAGGCAAGGUCGUCGGAGGAAACAGAGUGUACUCUCGGUGAAAAGAGCUCUGGGACAAUCUGUGGCGUUUACAACUACAAGAUUAAGUUUUCUGUGGAAAUCAUGAAGCGUGGUGCAGAUGUGCUUAGUCACCAUAUGCUAAAAGUGUCUGACUUCUCCAACAGUAAGGAGAUUCUUCAGCAUGAUGGCAUUCUGAGACGAUUGGCGGCAUCAAUAACAGAGCAGAAAAAGAGAAUGGCUACAAUCAAAUUGCUCCUGAAAAGAGGUGCAGAUCCCAAUAUGUGCUGUAUCCCUAUGUAUGUCCUCUUCUUUGCUGUUAAAGCUGCAGAUGCAAAAGUAGUGAAAUUACUUCUAGAAGCUGGAGCAAGAACUGAUAUACGGCUGCCAACUAAACUUGGAGGUGCAACUCCUCUUCAUAUCGCUGUUGCCCUUCCUCUUGAUGAAGGGGUUGAAAUAACAGAACUACUGCUUCAUUCUGCUACAGACCCAGACGUAAAGGCAGAAGAUGAAAAUGAUGUGUUCACGCUAGACAUGCCUCCUGAGAAUGAGGUUACAGAAGCACCAUCUAUGAUUAAAAUGUUCAAUGAAACUGGACCACCUAAAAUGUACUACAGAGAAUGUACCAUUAAACCCGAGGAAGGUGGGAGAACUCCUCUCCAUAUUGCUUGUGAGAGGAAGGAUAAUUUUAAGAAUGCAGCUCAAAUUGUUCGCCUUCUUUUAGAACACAGUGCAAACCCAAAUGUCCUGUGGAGUGGCCAUUCUCCUCUUUCAUUGGCUAUUGCUACUGGAAAUGAUCAGGCAGUGGCUGAGCUUCUAGCUGGUGGAGCUGAUCCAAAUCUCCCAUUAAGCCAGCCUAUUGGAAGUGCCUUGUGUGCUGUUACUAAUCCUGCAUAUGAACAAAAUCGAUCAUUUCUAAACAAAAUGACUUUGAUUAAUACUCUGCUAGCAGCUGGUGCAGAUAUGUUAAUGCCAAUUACUAUUGGGGAUGAGACAAGAAAUGCAGUGGGAACAGUAGUGGACUAUACGCAUAACAAAUAUUACCAGGAUAAAAGAAUGCUGCACACCCCCUACCAUGCUCUUUCCCCAAUAGAGCGGGAACAUUUUAGUGCUCGGCGAAAAUUGCUUGAGUUUUUGAGUGAUAAGCUUCGGGAGGCUGUCAUUUUGAAAGAAAAGCAAUGGGAUAGAGAGGAACUUCGAAAAUUAAAGUUUGCAGCGAAAAGGAAAUCUACAGUGGGAGGAGGACUCGUGUCAGAAACAGAAGCAUCAAAGUUGCCCUUCUUUAAAUAUUGCUACCACUGUGGGCGAUCCGUUGGUGUGAAUCUCGUACCUUGCUCACGCUGUUAUGAAACCUACAGCUGCAGCAAGUCCUGUAAAUUGAAGUCUUGGAACGAACGUCAUAAACGGGAAUGUCUACAAGCAGAUGAUGCAUCGCCUGUUGAGUCAGAUGACGAUUUCCCAUCUCAGGUGUCAUCGCGGCUGCGUAGGCAAAAAGGCAGAGGAACUUCCCCAUCGAAAAAGGAGGGAAAGGAAAGCAAGGAGGCAGCACUCGCCAGACAUAAAAAACUGUUGGACGAGAGGAAGAAAAAAGAAGGGAAGUUCAAAGACGAUGGAUCCCGGCGAAAGCCUGAGAAGAGUAGCAGUGUGGCAGAUCUCCCUUAUACCGGGAACUAUAGUUACAUUUAAAUGCUGUGGCUUUGUCCUGAUGUAAUUUGAUUUGGGAAAUGCUAUAUAAGGAAGGUAGGAAAAAGGAUACAUAGAAGAUAAAACAGGAGCAGUCUUACUGUAUGUGCUGAAAACCACUUACUGCGGUUAUGAAGCAAUGCCCAGUAAUCCCCUUCAUGGAUUAAGUACUGAAAUGUCCAGCUUUCAAAAGUCAAUUCGAUACAGUUAUGAAACAAAUCCUUUUCACAUUGUAAAAAAAGAGAAAGAAAUGUAUCAACAGUUCACCAGGCAUUGGCUUGGGAUUCCGUGGUGGUCUUCUAAAGCUGGAGUAUAGGAUUGGAAAGGUCCUCUGUAUUUUUGAAUCACUAUUCUAUCUUCCUAUAUAUUCUCCCUUUUAGCAUGGUAUUAUGUGUAAAUAGGGUCAUUGCUUCUUGGUUGUUGUCUGGUGUGCUACUCAGUCACCAUAACAGAAUUUGCCUGACAACUGGAGAUACCGUUUCCUUGGAAAGACAAGAUGGUUGUCUUUUUUAUCUGUGUCUCAAGUUAUAGAGUUAUACAAGUUACCCAAGUUAUAUAUAACUAUUUUUGGUUGAAAGUACACUUGAGCAAAAAGUGGGUGGGAGAGAAUCUUCUUGUAGAUUCUGUGGGGAUAUGAAUAGAUCUGAUCCAGUAAGGUCCUAGACCAGUGGUUCUCAACCUGUUUGUCCCCAGGUGUUUUGGCCUCCAACUUCCAGAAACCCCAGCCUGUUUACCAGCUGUUAUGAUUUCUGGGAGUUGAAGGCCAAAACAUCUGAGGACCCACAGGUUGAGAACUACUCUCCUAGAUACAUUCAGUUCCCAGUCCUUAAUCCUGUGAGCUUUUAUUGACUUCAGGAUCAAAACCCUACCAAUAUGAGAGAUGUAACAGAAGUUCAGUUGAAAAAAAUGUAAUAUUAUUGUUGUCAAAGGCUUUCACAGCCGGAAUCAUUGGGGUGUUGUGUGGUUUCUGGACUGUAUGGCUGUGUUCUAAUAGCAUUUUCUCCUGACGUUUCACCUACAUCUGUGACUGGCAGCUUCAGAGGAUCCUCUGAAUAUG
This is a messenger RNA of Anolis sagrei ordinatus, 4320 nucleotides long. It is a transcript of the gene ANKMY1, whose product is annotated as ankyrin repeat and MYND domain containing 1. Gene Ontology annotation, molecular function: protein binding. NCBI's taxonomy places the organism in Eukaryota, Metazoa, Chordata, Lepidosauria, Squamata, Anolidae. The record is from RefSeq and is a predicted model, not a curated record.